AUGAGAAAACUUCUUCUUUCUUUCUUUUUCCAAAAUGACCAGGCAUUGCCGCCGGAUUUACUGUCGCCUGAAUCCUAUGUUAUACCAUUGUCGCCAUCGCUGGCUGUAUCUCCGUCGACCUUUGAAGAAGUGUAUACAAAUCCGAGCUUUUUUAUCCCUUCAGUUCUGAUGGCCAGAAGCAGUUUCGAUUUAGUCACCGUCGCCAUUAUCGCCGCCUUCCUCCUCCUCUCUGUUCUUUCCUUUUUAUUCAUAUUCCACCUCCGCCUAAAAUCACGUAGAAUGCGGCAUUUACAAGAAUUUAACUCUCUCUGGAUCGUGAGAUUACUCCUUGUAACGGUGCUGGACUUUGUGAUCAACAAGAGUAUUCGAGUGCGAAUCAACGUGCUGCUCGCGGCCGUAAUGGUGGCGCUGCCAAUGCAAAUCAUCUGCCUCGGGCUAUCAUGGUUGUGGCUGCCCGAGGAUGACGAGUAUGGCUAUGUCGUGCUAGUCAUGUUCUUUUUUAUCACCACGUGCAUGGCGGUGGGAGAGGUUAUAUUGAUAAUAAAGCCAAUCACUGAUGCCUUGGCAGCCGAGGGUGAAUGUUGUCGGCGUUUCUCUGGCGGAUUACCGCCGAGGCGGCCGGCGGAGCAAAGAGAACAAGUGGAUCAUCAAGAACCUGGUCUAUAG
Molecule: messenger RNA, 666 nt
Organism: Fraxinus pennsylvanica
Lineage: Eukaryota; Viridiplantae; Streptophyta; Magnoliopsida; Lamiales; Oleaceae
Source: the annotation of a GenBank genome assembly